Messenger RNA from Oncorhynchus gorbuscha (pink salmon), 1806 nucleotides. Its product is annotated as zinc finger protein 239-like. Gene Ontology annotation, cellular component: nucleus. The transcript has 2 exons. The record is from RefSeq and is a predicted model, not a curated record. Lineage: Eukaryota; Metazoa; Chordata; Actinopteri; Salmoniformes; Salmonidae. Gene Ontology annotation, biological process: central nervous system development; regulation of transcription by RNA polymerase II. Bases 228 to 1397 code for a protein of 389 amino acids. Gene Ontology annotation, molecular function: RNA polymerase II cis-regulatory region sequence-specific DNA binding; DNA-binding transcription factor activity, RNA polymerase II-specific.
AACCACCUCCGUAGCUUGCUAGACAACAUAGCCGAUAGAUUCAAGCUAUUUCUACGCUUUCGAAGUAUAUUAGCUACUGUGUUUUAGACACCGUUCUGUCGUAUCUACUUGUUAACCUAUUUAAUUUAAUAUUUCGUUAUUCUUUAUUCGUCAGCAAUAGUAGCUGGCUGGUUACGUCAGCACUAGCCUAGUCGCUAAUUAUAGCUAGCUAGUUAACAUCCCCGACCAUGAGCUCCCUAAACUACUUUCAUCCUGUUAAAGAAGAGAUCUGCUGGACGGAGAAAGAAGCUCUGGGGCUGAACCUUGUCGUGAAAGAGGAGAAGGAAGAGGAGGAUGUUACAGUUAAACAAGAAGUAGAGGGUGGGGCUGUUAAAGUGAAAGAAGAAGAGGAAGACGUUUCAGUGAAAGAAGAGGAAGACGAGUUCAGAGUGAAAGAGGAGGAAGAGAAAGAUGAUGAUGCAGUUUUUGGAGUGAAGAAGGAAGGGGAGAUUACUGUCACAUUGAAAGAUGAGGUGGAGAUAGGAGAUCUGAUUAACACCAGAGAGAAAACAGAGUCUCACUCUGACAGCAGGAAGAGUCCUUCAGGGGAACCAGACCCAGAGACGCCCAAACCAGCCAGACAACACCACUGCUCCCACUGUGAAAAGAGUUUUUGCUGGUUAGGGAACCUAAAACUGCAUGAGAGGACACACACAGGAGAAAAGCCUUUCCAAUGCUCCCAGUGUGGAAAGAGUUUUGCUGUGUUAGCUAACCUGAAAAGACACGAGAGAAUACACACAGGAGAAAAGCCUUAUCAUUGUGCCCAAUGUGGAAUGAGUUUUAAUCAGGAUGGGGACCUAAAAGCUCAUAAGAGGAAACACACAGGAGAAAAGCCUUUCCAAUGUUCCCAGUGUGGAAAGAGUUUUACUAAGAUAGGGCAAUUAAAAGAACAUGAGAGAAUACAUAAAGGAGAAAAGCCAUUCCAAUGUUCCCAUUGUGGAAAGAGUUUUACUCGGAUAGGAAACCUAAAAAAGCAUGCGAGACUACACACAGGAGAAAAGCCUUACCAAUGCUCCCAGUGUGGAAAGAGUUUUGCCGUGUUAGCUAACCUGAAAAGGCAUGAGAGAAUACACACAGGAGAAAAGCCUCAUCACUGUUCCCACUGUGGAAUGAGUUUUACUCAGUUAUGGGACCUUCAAGCUCAUGAGAGGAUACACACAGGAGAAAAGCCUUUCCAAUGUUCCCAGUGUGGAAAGAGUUUUACUCAGAUAGGGCACCUGAAAGCUCAUGAGAGGAUACACACAGGAGAAAAGCCUUACCAAUGUUCCCAGUGUGAAAAGAGUUUUACCAUGUUAACUAACCUGAAAAGGCAUGAGAGAAUACAUAGAGGAGAAAAGCAGUUUCUACUCCCAGUGUAAAAAUAGAUUCUCUCGAAUGGCAGAACUUAAAGCUCAUGAGAGGAUACAGAAGAGAAAACCCUUUCCAAUGCUCCCAGUCUGGAUAGAGUUUUACCUGGUCAAGUAGCCUGAAGGAGUAUAAGAGGAUAAACACAGUAAAAGUCCUACCACUGCUGUCUGUGUGGAAGAACAUUCAGAGUACCUGAAAUCAAAUGAGAGAAUAGAAAGAGUGUAUUCUGACUUAUAUUUUUGACUGAAAAUUUGUGUUUUUGUUUAGGCCACAUGAAAUCAUAUUGUGUAUGGUUACACCUGUCUAUAUAAGGUCCCACAGGUAACAGUGGAUGUCAGAGCAAAAACCAAGCCAUGAGGUCAAAUAAAUUAUCCAUUGAGCUCUGAGACAGGAUUGCGUCAAGGCACAGAUCUGGGGAAG